AUGCCUCCGGACUGUGCGAUAAUUCCGCCCGGCGGGCGUAGAAGAUCCAGAAGAUCUAGAAGUUCCAGAAGAUCCAGAAAUCUAGAAGAUCCAGAAGAUCCAGAAGAUCCAGAAGAUCCAGAAGAUCCAGAAAAUCUAGAAGAUCCAGAAGAUCCAGAAGGUCCAGAAGAUCCAGAAGAUCCAGAGGAUCCAGAAGAUCAAGAAGAUCCAGAGGAUCUAGAAAAUACAGAAGAUCCAGAAGGUGCAGAAGAUCAAGAAGAUCCAGAAAAUCCUGAAAAUCCAGAAGGUCCAGAAGGUUCAGGAGAUACAGAAGAUCCAGGAGAACUAGAUGGUCCAGAAGAACCAGACGAUCCAGAAGAUCUAGAAGAUCACGAAAAGUCAGAAGAUCCAAUAGAUCGCGAUGAUCCAGAUCUAAAAAAUCCAAAAGAUCCACAUAAUGUGAUUCAAGUGAUUCAGGUGAUUGAGGUGUUUCAGGUGAUUCAGAAGAUUCAGGUGGUUCAGGUUAUUCAGAUGAUUCAGGCGAUCCAGUUGGCCUCGUUGAAUCAAGGAACUCAUAUGAUUCAGGUGGUUCAGGCGAUUCAGGUGAUUCAGAGUAUUCAGGUAAUUCAGGCGACUCAGAUGAUUCAAGCGAUUCAGGUGGUUCCGUUGAUUCAAGCGAUUCAAGCAAUUCAGGUGAUUCAGGUGAUCCGGGCGAUUCAAAGCGGGAGGAAACAGCAACGCAACGGAGAGGAAACGGAAAGGAAAUGGAAAGGAAACGGAAAGGAAACGGAAAAGAAACGGAAAGGAAACGGAAAGGAAACGGAAAGGAAACGGAAAGGAAACGGAAAGGAAACGGAAAGGAAACGGAAAGGAAACGGAAAGGAAACGGAAAGGAAACGGAAAGGAAACGGAAAGGAAACGGAAAGGAAACGGAAAGGAAACGGAAAGGAAACGGAAAGGAAACGGAAAGGAAACGGAAAGGAAACGGAAAGGAAACGGAAAGGAAACGGAAAGGAAACGGAAAGGAAACGGAAAGGAAACGGAAAGGAAACGGAAAGGAAACGGAAAGGAAACGGAAAGGAAACGGAAAGGAAACGUGAUGCGUGA
Molecule: messenger RNA, 1086 nt
Organism: Photinus pyralis (common eastern firefly)
Lineage: Eukaryota; Metazoa; Arthropoda; Insecta; Coleoptera; Lampyridae
Product: UPF0134 protein MPN_013
Exons: 8
Coding region: 1-1086 (361 amino acids)
Source: RefSeq, a predicted model, not a curated record